AUACUUUGCUCGCUUUGCAAAGAAAAAAAAAAAGGAAAGAAAUACUUUGCUCGCUUUCUAGAAAAAUAAAAAUACUUUGCUCGGACAAAAAGGCUUACGCGACGCCUCCACUGUCUUUUCUCCGUCUUCUCACACCAUUUCGCAAAUUCUCAAAAACUUUACACAACACUUUUUCUCGCUUUCUCAACACCCUAAAUCCUCCCGAUCUAUUACAACCUCCGAUCAGAAAACAUUCCCCCCCCCCCGGCGGCGGAGGAUGUCGUUUGAGUAAUGGUGUGAGAAGUGAUUUGUAAUCAAUGGGCGUAGUAGCUGAGGCGUGGAGGCCGCCGCCUCAGCUCAACAAGAGCGGCGGCGGCGGCGGCGGGGGGUUAUGGAAGUGGUGGAGAUCUUUGUUGUCGGGUGGUGGUCAGCACAAGAGAAGCGUAAUGUGGUGGAAAUGGGUUUGCGGUUUCAUGCUUUUCUCCUUAGCUGUCAUCUCUCUCUUCACCGGUCAUGUUGUCUCCCACCUCGAGUGGGCCCAGCAACUAAGCAAACGCAGCUUACUUGUAUGGGAUAUGAGCCGUAAGGAACCAAUUGAUGUGUGGAAGUCAAAGUAUUCUAAGUUCUUCUAUGGAUGCAGUGACAGAGGAAAUAACUUCCCACCUGCUGUUCAGGAGCAUAAGUCUAAUGGGUAUUUGCUGAUUGCAGCUAGUGGUGGUCUCAACCAGCAAAGAACAGGAAUAACAGAUGCAGUGGUUGUUGCACGGAUUCUUAAUGCUACUCUAGUUGUACCUGAGUUGGAUCACCAUUCUUAUUGGAAAGAUGACAGUGACUUUAAUGACGUUUUUGACGUUAACUGGUUCAUCUCUUCCCUCGCAAAAGAUGUGACUAUAGUAAAGAGAGUUCCUGACAGAGUCAUGCGCUCCAUGGAGAAACCUCCUUACACCAUGCGUGUGCCUCGGAAGUCUACUCCUGAGUAUUAUCUCGACCAAGUUUUGCCAAUUCUCUCGCGGAGACAUGUGUUACAAUUGACGAAAUUUGACUACAGACUAGCAAAUGAUCUAGACGAAGAGAUGCAAAAGCUGCGCUGCAGGGUCAACUAUAACGCUUUAAGAUUCACAAAGCGCAUACAGUCAGUAGGAAUGAAAGUGGUCAAGAGGAUGAGAAAGAUGGCCAAACGUUUUAUAGCUGUCCACUUGAGGUUUGAGCCUGACAUGCUAGCCUUCUCUGGUUGUGACUUUGGCGGUGGUGAAAAAGAGAGAGCUGAGCUGGCAGAGAUAAGAAAACGAUGGGACACAUUGCCUGAUCUGGACCCUCUAGAAGAAAGAAAGCGUGGGAAAUGCCCACUCACCCCACAUGAAGUGGGCUUAAUGCUGCGUGCACUCGGUUUCGCCAAUGACACAUACAUCUAUGUUGCUUCUGGAGAGAUAUAUGGUGGUGAAAAGACACUGAGACCACUCAGAGAGCUGUUUCCAAACUUUUACACCAAGGAAAUGCUUACCAAUGAUGAGCUCAAGCCUUUGCUUCCCUAUUCUUCACGCCUUGCUGCCAUUGACUACAUAGUCAGCGACGAAAGUGAUGUCUUUAUUACUAACAAUAAUGGAAAUAUGGCCAAGAUUCUUGCAGGUCGAAGGAGGUACAUGGGGCAUAAGAGGACCAUAAGGCCAAAUGCGAAGAAGCUUAGUGCUUUGUUCAUGGACCGGGAAAAGAUGGAGUGGCACACCUUCGCCAAGAAAGUGAAAUCUUGUCAGAGGGGAUUCAUGGGUGAUCCUGAUGAGUUCAAACCAGGACGCGGUGAGUUCCACGAGUACCCGCAAGCUUGCAUUUGUCAGAGACCCUUCUCUUACGACAAAGCCUCAACGGAUGAUGAUGAUGAAGACAUACCAGAAGAGGUGCACAACAACACCAGCUCUGGACAUGGACAUUUGUCUUCAGUAGACAAUGAGCGUGACGAAGUCUUCCCAGACUAGUUGAUUGGUUCGCUGGAUUUUACUGUAACCAGCUGUUGUAAGGAGGUUGAUCAACAACAACAUGUAGAGGAGAGAGGUAUAGGAGCUUCCCCAUGUAGCUACUUGUUGCUUGAAAGUGUUUAUAGAUACUUCUAUCAAAUAGGCAUAUACAUAAGUCACCUCUCUGUCUUUGCUUCUUUCUGGUUUUGAAAAACGCCAACUAAAGUAUCUCUGGUCUUGUAUUUUGUCUUAUAUUAUUACCUCAAAUCUAGAUUUUUUUUUGGUC
Messenger RNA from Raphanus sativus (radish), 2214 nucleotides. Its product is annotated as O-fucosyltransferase 29. The record is from RefSeq and is a predicted model, not a curated record. The coding region runs from base 297 to 1949 and encodes 550 amino acids. NCBI's taxonomy places the organism in Eukaryota, Viridiplantae, Streptophyta, Magnoliopsida, Brassicales, Brassicaceae. The transcript is spliced from 10 exons.